Messenger RNA from Colletotrichum godetiae, 1269 nucleotides. RefSeq lists its product as uncharacterized. The transcript has 8 exons. Lineage: Eukaryota; Fungi; Ascomycota; Sordariomycetes; Glomerellales; Glomerellaceae. The record is from RefSeq and is a predicted model, not a curated record. Bases 1 to 1269 code for a protein of 422 amino acids.
AUGGAUGGUGGAUCCUUAGGAGUCCCAAAGGGGAAUGUUGCGCCACAGGAAGAACAGCCUACUGCAAGAAAAGAGGCACGCUGUCGUCCCGUGGGCGAUGUUAUUGCUGCUUCCUCUCGUCACACCCUUUCUCGGUUGCGAGUGGAGAGAUCUCAGUACAUCCCGACCCAACUGCAGAACAACAGACCCGGAUUGCUAGCUAGUUACCGCACAGAUAUGAGCUUGGUCAAAGCAGUUUUUGCGGCUCUCACCAUUGGAUGGAUCGUCACCAGACCUCAUCCCUCAACCAUGGCCCGAAUCCUCAUCGGUGAGGGUCCCUGGGAAGCAACAGAGACCCAUCUCGAACGGCCGACAUUCAGGAUGCAGCUCAGCUCUGUGGCACUCACUUUGAGGCGAAAGUCUCUUAGUCUUGAGGCUGUAGCCAAACAACGGCUCAAAGAUUGGGAAGUUUCGAGUCUUGGACUGCUUGAAUACGGCUUCGGCUCAAAUGCUACCAAUCAUGGCGACUUCCAAGUUCUAACAAACUCGUGGUUGGACUGCAAAGAUCUUGAUUCCUCAACGUAUCUCCGACGGCCACCGAGCUAUUUCGAAGAAGAGCAAGUCGCUUCCAGGCUUUUGUCGGGCAGUGUCAUGCUCAGCGAGAUCGCCAACCAGACGCCCGUCUCAAAUCCCGCUUCGGUCAACUUUGCAUGGGCAUCUGUCCUCGGUCUUCAGCCAGCAAUGCAGCAACCCUCAAUGCCUCAUCAUCUGACGGCGAUUCUAAGGCGCCUCCCUCUCUCAUCUCGGAUUUCUAUCAUUGUUAAUAUGGACUUGCGUAUUGCCCGCACGAGGCCCGGCAUUGGCUCGCAUCAACCCAACCUGGUCUUGUUCAUGACAGAUUCUCGGAGAGAUCGCCAGUCCGGCCAUGGAUCACAGCCAACCCACCACCGCAAGAUCAGCUACCGGUCUGCUUGGGGAACACCUGAAGCAAUCCAUCUUCAAUGGGUGCCUGAGGGUUGCUGUGCCUCACCUCUUUCGAGCGACCUGCAUGCUGAGCUAAACCCGUAUCACUACCCUCCAAACCCAACCUUGCAACGGCACGCUACAUGGAUGAUGGCGGCAUGGUUGGUCUGCUCUGGUGUUCAGAGAUGUUGUGCUGCAGAGCUUUGUGUCACAACCACAGAGAUGUUUCAUUCACCUGCAUCAUCGAGUUGCCUCGGACGCCUCGCUGCAGGACGCCAUCAGCCUUUCAGGAAAGCAGCUGUAGCGCCCCGUCCAGAUGGUGCUUGA